UUUGGACAGUUUUAUUUUUUUGAUGUGCUCUUAUUUGACUAAUUAUACAUUAUACUUUCUAUUUUUAAUAACUAUACUACUGAAAAUGAACUACUGUUGCCAGAAACUUGGUUCACCUUGUACAGGAACAAUUUUCCGUCGUUGUUGUGGCAAAUUACUCUGUGAAUAUGAUAUGCUUGGUGCGGGAACUUGCCAAAACUGCAUUCGUUCAAACUAUGCUUGCAUGAAGAAUAGUCAGUGUUGUUCUAAAUAUUGUAAAUUUUUAGUUUGUGUUUGAUCUCAACUAUUGGUAAUGUGAAAAAACGUAUCCUCAUAUUAUUUAUGUUAUUAAUAUUUGGAUCAACUUUAAUUGUCAAAAUAUUAAAUCCACUUGUGUUGUCUUCAUUAAACCAAUAAGUA
Messenger RNA from Schistosoma bovis, 399 nucleotides. Lineage: Eukaryota; Metazoa; Platyhelminthes; Trematoda; Strigeidida; Schistosomatidae. The record is from the annotation of a GenBank genome assembly.